Messenger RNA from Penicillium cinerascens, 1293 nucleotides. It is a transcript of the gene flbB, whose product is annotated as protein flbB. Gene Ontology annotation, molecular function: transcription cis-regulatory region binding; DNA-binding transcription activator activity, RNA polymerase II-specific. The transcript is spliced from 4 exons. The coding region runs from base 1 to 1293 and encodes 430 amino acids. The record is from RefSeq and is a predicted model, not a curated record. NCBI's taxonomy places the organism in Eukaryota, Fungi, Ascomycota, Eurotiomycetes, Eurotiales, Aspergillaceae. Gene Ontology annotation, cellular component: RNA polymerase II transcription regulator complex.
AUGGCUGGCGGUGUUUAUCCCAUGGACCAGAUGCAACAUCUCCCUGAACAACCCCCAACCCCGACAAAAGGGACGGGAUUUGGCACGGAAUUCUUCAAGAUCUUCGGCAGCCAGCCCAAAAAGACCACUACCCGAGGUGCGUUGAACCGGGCAACACACGACACGCGAUUCCUCCCCUCCCCUAACUCUCCUCCAGAUGGUCAAGCCCCGAAACGUCGAGGCCCCAAGCCCGACAGCAAGCCCGCCCUGACUCGACGACAAGAGCUGAAUCGUCAGGCCCAGAGGACCCAUCGCGAGCGAAAGGAACAGUAUAUGCGAGCCCUCGAGACCGAGGUGUCGCGGUUACGGGAGGCCUAUACCAAUGAAAUCUCCGAUGCGAACGUCACGAUUCAGAAACAGAAGGAAAUGCUGCAGUUGGUCCGCGAUGAGAAUGAAAUUCUCAAGGAAAUCCUCGUCGCCCACGGAAUUCAGUACGGAGAUGAACUGGAGAAGCGCCGGUCUGAACGCCCACCUGUUGUGUACCGACCUAGCCCAGUGGCAGCCAGCAGCUCCGGAUCGCAGACGGCCGGGUUCGCCCACUCUGCAAGCCAGCAGAACACCACGCCCGGCACGUCCAUUUCAACAGGAAUGAGCCCCAAGGUCACCGCGGUGGACCAACCCGAAGUGUCACCGCCGGUGGCAUUCGCGCCGCAGCAGGUGUACCACUCCAGCUCGGCCGACCACUUCGGAUCGCUCGAUCGUUCCGCAUGCCAGAUGGCGGAUUCCCCGGUGCCGGCCAUGCGCGGUGUUUUUGAAACCGACCCACAGCUCCAGGUCGACUUUAUCUUAACACUGGAAGGACCCUGCCGUGAACAUACAGACUAUCUCUGCCGCCGCUCAAUAACCGAAGCCGACGACGAAGACAUGCCGUUCUCCGGCCAUGCAUUGAUGGCAACCUGUCCACCACCAAGCUACAUCACCCGCACAACCCCCGAACAAACAUACCCACACAAGACCUACGACCUGCCACUCGCCAACCUAAGCACGCUACUAAACCUGAGCCGCCAGCUCGUGACGGAAGGCCAGAUCACACCGAUCAUGGCGCUGCAAUGCCUCAAGAACCACGAGCUCUACACCACGCUCAGCCGCGACGACGUCAAGAUCAUCAUCGAAACUCUCAACACCAAGGUCCGCUGCUACGGCUUCGGUGCCGUCGUUGAAGACUUCGAGCUCAUGGAUUGCUUGAGCAGCGUGGUCGGUACCAAGGUCGACGCCGGUGUCUCGCGGGUUCCUGACGACUCCAUGUACGCGUGA